CGCGUUUUGUACUCGCCGAUUCAGCGCGAAUGUAAUUUUCAUCACUAUUUCUUUUUCUUAUUUUUCUUGAGCUUGCUCCGGCAGAUCAGGACCGGACUCUUUUAGUACGUCGGGCGCAGCGAACUGGUACCGGGUGCCCAAAUUUUCGGGCGAUGCCGUUCCUAGGCCUACCCGUAUCGUAAAGUGCGGCCGUCUGCGCAUCCCGUGGUCUCCGCUACACUUCCAUAAGUCUCAAAUGCUAUAUGAUUUUUUUUCUGCAAGUGCGAAGUAUGUUUAUCUAAAAGAAGCCAACAAUAUUCUGACGUCUUUGAUCCAUUACUUCAGCUUUUGCGACAAUUCUACGCUGUAGUAGCUUCAACGCGUCUAAGUGAGCGUUCUCCGAUGAAGAUUCGCGAAGUUAUUUCAUCGAGAUAAGCCGACGCACUGAUCGUAUCGGACUGAUACCCGCAUUCCUCGCGCAAGAUAUCAUCAAUACGUGACCUUUACGAUCAACCCUUGCCCUUGGAUUGCUCUAGCUCGCUGAAGUUUACCCGGUCACGCGUUGCUGGCUCUUCCGGCCUUGAUGACGUCGAGAAGACGUUGCCACAAUGGACUUCCGUUUUGACAAGUCGAGAAACAAGGACGCGUACGACGACUCCAGCUUGACGCGACGUUUCGACGAGAGAUGUGAUUCGACCGGUUGCCUCCUCCCGGGAUUCUACGAUGCGCUUCGGCAUCGGCGUCGCGUCGAAUUAACACUUGUGCCGUGCUGGUGAUCGUCCUGAAACGGCAACAACUUCGACUGUUGUUUUAUCGUCUCGACCUUUCGCGCCUGAAAUUCUACCGUUGUCGUCUGCUUCGGGAACGUCGCAGACGACGUUGGUACCUUGUGUGGAUCGCGCGAUCCCUGUCGACAUUCCGGGGUAACAUCGAGACUUGAUUUCAUUCAAGAUGUCUUCUGCCACUACGUCCAAGAAUGGUGACCGGAGCGAGCAGGCGGGCAGCUCGGGCGCUGAAAGCAACGAGCGCCAAGUGCCGCCUUGCGCCGAAGAGAGCUGCCGACCAGCGGCUAGACCCAGCCUAGUGCAGGAGCUGGCCGCCCGCACGGGCUGCGCGGUUUCGGCCAGCGGUUCCGAGUCCGGCGUUUCGCCUUCGUCCAGCAUGGGCGACGUGCCGCCGUUCGCCCCGGCACCGUCACCCGCGGGCUCGGCUCCACCGUGCUCCUCGUACCUACUCCAGCAGCUGGCCUCGAGCUGCUCCUUCCCGAACUCUCUGGACGGCGUCCAGAGCACAUGUCACAGCUCUCCCUGCGGUGGACCGGCGUCCUCGAUGCAGCUACGAUCGUCGCCUUCCGCCGCAGCUUCCUUCUUUGCCAGGGCGGCACAGAGGCUGAACCUGUCCUCCAAGAGACGUCGCCGUCAUGGCGGGGGCUCUGCGGCGGCCGACGGUUCACAGUCGGCCGCGGAUGGUCCGGUGUUCGUAACCCGCUACGCAGAGCUCCUCCGGGACUCGCCCCCUGCCGUGCCGCCAGCCUUGCUCAGGGGUCUCAGCCGCAAGGACACCGGCCUUGGAAAGGUUAAAGUGAUGCUGCGAGUGUGUCCUGCUGCUGUAAGCGGGGGCGAGUCUUCGUCGUCCUGUUCGACGCCAUCGCACUCUCCGGCACACGAACCCGGAACCUCGGUCGGUGGUGCCUCAAGCUUUCUGCAACUGGACUCGCGCAAGAAACAGGUAACGCUGUACGACCCAACAUCAAGCGGCAGCUGCGGCGGCAGUGCAGACAGGGCGUCCUCUGGUGACGAGGCUACCACUCCGAGCUCGCCAUCGUCCGCACCUGCCCGACUUACGGGUGUUGCCGCGCCUAAGAUGUUCGCCUUCGACGCCGUCUUUUCGCAGGACGCUACACAGGCGGAGGUGUGCUCCAGCGCCCUGACCGAGCUCGUUCAGGCUGUCGUGAACGGAACGGACGCCUGCCUCUUCGUCUACGGACCAGCCGGACUCGGCAAGACCUGGACGAUGCUGGGCAGCGGUUCGAGCCAGGAGCUGGGAGCCAUCCCGUGCGCGGUGUCCUGGCUCUUCCGGCUCAUCGACGAACACAAGCAGCGCACGGGAGCCCGUUUCUCGGUGCGCGUCUCGGCCGUACAGGUGGCCGGUCGCUCGGAACACCUGAGAGACCUGCUCGCCGAACAGGCCAAUGGCACCGAGGGUUCGGGCACUGCCCCUGGUCUGUACCUGAGGGACGACCCCAUCCUGGGUACCAAGCUGAUGAACUACAGUGAGCUACGCGCUCCGACGGCCGAGAAAGCAGCCUUCCUGCUGGACGCUGCCGUGGCCGCUGCGGCGGCAGCCAAUCAGAGGUCCGAGUCCGAGAGCCGGAACCGUCACUUUCUGUUCACGCUGCACGUCUACCAGUACCGGGUGGACAAGAGCGGCCGAGGGGGAGUGGCCGGAGGACGCAGCCGGUUGCACCUAUUCGACCUGGGCAGUUGCGAGCGAGGAACGAAGGCUGGCGGGCCGCUCAGCCUCUCCGCCCUGGGCAACGUCAUCCUGGCGCUAUUCAACGCACAGAAGAGGCUACCCUUCCGAGAGUCCAAGGUGACGCAGCUGCUGAAGGAGGCCCUGGGAAGCGUCACUUGCCGUGCCGCCAUGAUAGCCCACGUGUCUCCGCUGUCGGCCAACUACGCCGAGACGCUGGCCACGAUACAGUUGGCGUCCAGGGUUCACCGCAUGAGACGCAAGAAACUAAAGUACGGAUCAACGAUGACGAGCGCCGCGGCAGACGGCGUCGAAGGCGUCUGCCGACCUUUCAUGCGGACCCAGGCGUUGAACGAGGAAGGCUCGGGCCCGCGGUCCGGCAGCUCGGACCCGGAGUACACGUCCAGCAGCGAGCAGUCGUGCGACACGGUCAUCUACGUGGGCCGACACCAGGACUUCACGGACAACGAGGGCCCGCCGCCGGCGCUCGAGACGGUGCUCUCGGCGCCCACGCCUCAGAACUCGCCCGCCCGGACGGUGACGUCAAAGCCUGCCGAGUCCCCGGCGCGACACGGCGGAAGCAGCAGUGCCUUAGGACCGGCGGUCGUCACCAGGCCGGAGGCGUCCGCGUCAUCAAAGUGCGGCGCAGCCAAUCGCGACGCCUGCUCGUCCCCCAGCGCCGCUGAGAGCCACGGCAAGGCGCAUCACACGCUGAAGAAGAGCCACCGCGGCGGUGGUGGCUCCGCCGCCGCCUCCACCAAGGAUCCACCUGUGACGUCAGCUGCGACAGCGAGCCACGACGCCGCCGGUGGCGCUCGGCGCGCUAGCGACGAGCUCUGGAUCGACGGUCCUCGCUUCUCGAAGCCGCGCUUCGACUCACGCACCCUGGACCAACUGCAGAAAGAGCAGUGGGUGGACGGGCCCGCUGUGGCGGCCGCCGUGUACGGCUACAUGGACGACCACAAGAAGAACAUGGUCGAGCGCUGGGUGCAGGAGCACUCGCGAUUUGCGCAGGGACACAAGGGCUCCAAGAAGCACCGGCCAGCAUCGGCCAACAGAAACGAGACCGAGCCAAGUCCCAAGUCCACGCCAGAGCACAGAAAGACGAGGACGCACCACGAGCACCACUCGAAGAGGAGGAGCUCGCCAGAAAGGCUUCACGUGAAUGGUGGAUGCGCCAGGGAACAACACCACGAGCGGAAGACCGCGCACGACGCUUUCUCUUCGGAACAGCUGCAGCACGCCCCGAAGUCGGCCAAGUGCGCUCCCAGCAAGAAAGACCAAGGCCAGAACACCUCGGCAACGACGACGGCGACGACGACGACGCGCGAAGAGGUCGCCCCUUGCCAAGACAUCCACAUGACGCCAGCCGAAGAGGAACAGCCGGAAUCGCCCGUGCAGAUGCAGGACUGCUGCUUGCAGGUCACCGAGGAAGACAUCCUCGCCGCGACGUCCGGCUGGCCCGCGGCGAACGACGAGAACCCGCUGCCCGAGGUGGACCAGGGAAGCAGCAAGAACGGGGCCGGCAGCGGGAGUCAGGGGAGUCAUCCGCUCCGCGUCCUGAGCGACGACGGCCUGAACCUGCCCUCUUCCUUCACGGACUCGAGGUCCGUAAGCGUGGACCUGAACCACGUCGUCGGCGACGACGCCGAGAUACUGGGACACGUUUACGGGGGCCUGACCUGGAAGCUCCUGCAGGGCACCCUGCUCCAACGUCGCCGCGAGCGGCACCAGAGGCUCUACGGGGACGACUUGAGCGUCGGCGUCAAGGGAGACGUGCUCACCGAGAAGCUGGAGCGCAUCGCCAGGCUUCGAAAGUUGACGUCGCCGUACUUCGAUAACAACAACGAGCGGAUACCGUCCCUGCUCAUAAUGCGCAGUGGCACCUCCAGCCCGACAGGAGGGCGGUACGGCAGCCUGCCCAACCGCAAGCAGCGCAAGGACCUGCUCGACGACCACGACGGUUCCACCGACGACGGCAGCAACAGCGACUGCGCGGACGUCACGAGUACCAAAAGCGAACCGGCCGACCUUGACGCCGCGGACAGGUACGACAUUCAGAGGCUCAACAUCAAGCCCAUGAACGGCCUCAAGUUGGAGGCCUUCUACAACCGCAUCCAGAAGUCAAACUCAUCCCUCGCCGAGAGCCAGGACCUGUCGCCGCCCAAGCUGUCGCCCCAAGGCGACACCCUUUUCCAGUCGUACUCGGAAAAGCUCGAUCUCCUGGCCAAGGACUUCGGCGUGUUUCCGGGCGUGCACGAUCCUCCCGUAAUAGACGUCCAACCUCACAGACUGUUCCCGUUGCUGAACGCGAACAGCGAGCCUGACGGGCUCCCGGCCAAUCAGAGAGUUCCUCCUCAAGGCACAGAAGCGCCACCAACAGAUACCUCCCCUCCUGAGGCUUCGGGGGACUGUGCUUCGCCGGCUGCCUGCUCCUUCGCCAGGCAGCCAAGGCGGCUAAGCAGCGGAGGACCGAGCGAAGAUGUCGCCGCCAGGUUGGCGCAGAACGGGGACCACGCGGAGAAGUCCACCUCUAAGCCUAACAGGGUACUCGCCAAUGGCACUCGAACGGCUUCCUCGACGCAGCAGCACGUCAAACAGGAACAACACUCGUCACCCAAGAGAGCGGUCGCGUCGGGCUCGAAACCGCAGCGCAGACUCAGCUCCGGAACCGUUCCGGUGCCGGGAACGGCCGUCACCCUGGCGCACAAGAUUCACAUGUCGCCGUCGCGAGCGGCCGCCAGCCCGACGAACAGCGCUUGCGGAACGCUCGCGAGCUGUUGCAGCCCGACUAGGAGUCGAGCGAGCGCCAAGAACGGCCGCACUCCGAUAGCACCCGCGACACCAGCGACCGUCAUCACCAAGGCACCGUGCAGCAAUGGCAAGCAUUGUGACCCUACAAGGCUCCCCAAGAAGCCGCCUCACGGUAGCAAACUGUCCCCAGUGGGAACCACAACCGCCACCGACGGCGGCGACGCCACGAGCGCCGCGAACAACCCGCUCUGCCGGAGCGUGUCGACGCCUACGACUCCGUGUAGCGCGAUAGACUCAAAGUCGGCGAUCCAGAGGGCGGAGACGGUGGACUCGGGCGUGCUGCCGUCACCGUACGCCACGGUGACGCAGGCGAGGCCCACUAUACGCAAGUCUAGCAGCGGUCAUGGCAGCAGCGACUCGAGCAGCUUCAAGGGUGUCAUGAAGACGGUUCAGGUGGUGCAGUGCUCGGGAACGAGCAGCGGGUACGAGAGCAUCAUCCUGCGUGACAGCACUCCAGCCUCCAGCCAGGACUCGGGCAGCGAGCGAGGCAACAAGGAGGCGCGAGGCCGCAAGGGUUCCCGCAAGGUGGCGCAAGUGCAGGCGGAGGGGUCGGCGGCAGGAGCCGAUCGGCGCCGGGCCGGAGCCCACCCGAGAGCCCAACCGUACGAAGGCGACAGCACAUGCCGGGACUCGGCAGGCACGUGCAGCGCUGGCACCAGCAGCACGGACACGAUCUGCGCGGGGGACAGCCCGAAGACGAAGUGGGCUGUGCUGGCCUUUUGUGCUGCAGGCUUCUGGACUUCUACUAGGCGACACAGCAGAGCCACCUCGUUGCGGACAGAGUGAACCUGCCUAUGUGUGUGUUUAUGGUGCGUUGGGGUGUGCGCGGAAAAACUCUUACACCUCGAGCAACCUUGUACUGAGACUAGCUUUUAUUUCUUAAGUUGCUUUUCGAAAAGCAACUUGUUUACAACGGUACACAAGCGCUGUGGUGCGUGUGAGCCUGACUGGUGACUUUCGACAACAAUAACGGAUAGUUGUUGACGUAACCGAGACGUGGCAGAACAUAAGUGCACUAGCGCCUCUAACAAGAGCAGCACCGCUGGUGGCGACAUCGUGUAGCACUGCGAUCAGUCUGAAUGCGUUAUUAUAGCCUCAGAGACCGGGACGGUCCGCGCAUAUCUACGAGAUUACGACGUUAUAAACCUUAGGUGCGUCGCGUCGUUCUAUCAAAAAACAAAUGACAGUCAAAUAUGUCUUCGCCAAAAUAUCGUUGCUGCUGCUGACGCCACUAUGUCAUCCCGCAGGUAGAAUGAAUGCGGUGAGUCAUUGCAAUAACGCUUAAAUGCUUCACGAUUUUCCUAAAUUAAGACACGGUGCCGUGAGGUGUCGCCAGAAGCGUUGCUUCUCAAGUGUACAUUUUUCCGGCGAGGUCAGAAUUUUUCGUGAGAGACACGGGACAUUGACGUGCUACAUUGUCAUCGUGUAGAAAGAAAAAGGACUAAGAGGGAGCGUCACGUGAUUCCGCUAGCCUCAGCAAGUCCUCUGACCUUGUCCCGCCCGGUCUCCAGGGCCCAGUGCACGGUGCCUCCUAAGUGGGAUUAGGACUUCGCAGCGCCUGCAGCAGACGCAACCAAAGUGACCCGGCCAAUAGUAGCCCUGGCCUAUCACGUCACUAAGGCCCAUUUCUCCCUCAAUUCAUUUUAUGACAAGAACAAGAUUGUCACGUGAUGCUCUCUCCUACUGUUUUUUUUUUCCUUCAUCCAUGAUCAUCAGGCAUCAAGCUGUACAUUGCUGCUUAGCAAAACUCGUUGCUUGGCUAGCUGGUACAUUAAUUUAGAUAAACCAGACGCUGAACCACCACUCUUUCUUCUAUCUUCUGGUAGUGGUUCGGCGUCUAGUUUAUUCAGAACAUCGCUGCCUGCUCUCAGCCAAAACGAUCGUCGCACAACCAGCACAGUGGAUAUACUUUCGCAGAUCGAGCUUCUGAAAGCAGUAAGGAAGUUUCAUUAAACUAAAGAAAGAAUGUGUUUUAACAGCGGACCUGUUAGGGGCUAGCCAUGUCCGUGGAACGUCCCUGGUCGUCACGCAGAGCCAUUUGACCCCACAGGCUCCCCGCUGGGUCACGUGGCCUUGCGGUGUGGCGAGAGAGAGGCUAGGUAGGAAGGUGAAAGGGCUGCACCUCGCCGAGAGAGAGAGGCUCGUUCUGAGGGGUAGAAGGUGAGGAGCGUCGUUGUACGCUCUCUCGUAUGGGGAGGUGUACAUGCAACGACGCCUCAUUCUUUUAAGAUUAGUCAAUAGUGUGUAACGUGCAAAGUUGGCUGGCAAUCCUGAAGGCCGUUACACACGGAUAUGCGGGACCUGAGUGUGCUAAUCAAGCGUGUAGCUUAUUACUAAUGCACAGAAACCGAAAUUCCAGGGGGAGAUGCCGCCCCCCCCCUCCCCCGUGCCCCCUCCUGAGCGACCGUGUCUACAGCCGUGUUGUAUUUGAGAAAGGGCUCUUUCAAGAUAAGGUGCCCUAAGCGAAGCUAUCGCUUUUACAAAAGUGUAUUUGGUAGAACAGACGUGACAGGACCUGGGAUGAAUGACUAUCGGUUUAACUACGAAUGCGUGCGUAAUACAUAGCGACAAGUAUUGAAAUGUAAGUCAAGGUGACAAAGUAUGUCAGUUCUAGACGAGCCAUUGCAGCUAAUUCCUUCGUGAUUUUGUUCAAAGAGGAAGCAUGGAUCCCUAGAUCGUCGUGAUUCUGUUUUUAUUGACGUUGGCAAUUAGGACCGGGCACUAACAUUAUUUCUGAAAUCAGAGUAGCAUAUGGACGUCCUCAGCCUUAAGCACCUCUCAAUGAAAAGAACAGAGGAGUCAAACAACUUUGCUUGCCUGCUACCAAGGACGCUCCCGCAUGUGCUAAUUAGUUGACGGAAAUUUAAACCCACGAACAACAAUUGCGUCACAAGUUUCAUCCUGUAUAUAUCCACAAGAGAACAGUAUUGCUCGCAUUUUCUUAUCUCCCUAGCAGCUGCUUUCCAUUACAGGCCACGGCUCCUUAUAUCCAGUUCAUUACAACAAAAGCCAUAACUUAGCAGGAGUAAACGUGUACGAUUCCUAACAGAAGCUUUUGUUUGUUGUUGUUGUUCGUUUGCCAUCCUGUUACGUAGGAGGUGUCAGAUGCUGUGGGCAAACAAAAACUUGUAACAUCACGAUUUGUUGCUGUGUCUGAUUACUUGGAACUUAUUACCGUAUAACGAGAAGUCGACACAGCGUGAAGUACGAACGCGCGUCAUGGGCGUCGGCAGGAUUUUGUCUUCGCGGGUGCGAACCAGCGUUGCAUCGUGGUGCAACGCUGGUUUGCACCAUGAUGG
This is a messenger RNA of Rhipicephalus sanguineus (brown dog tick), 8564 nucleotides long. RefSeq lists its product as uncharacterized. Lineage: Eukaryota; Metazoa; Arthropoda; Arachnida; Ixodida; Ixodidae. Gene Ontology annotation, biological process: microtubule-based movement. Gene Ontology annotation, molecular function: microtubule binding; microtubule motor activity; ATP binding. Bases 931 to 6051 code for a protein of 1706 amino acids. The record is from RefSeq and is a predicted model, not a curated record. The transcript is spliced from 16 exons.